AUGCCAAUCAACUUUGCGAGGCUCCAUGAGAAAUACGGACCGAUUGUCCGAUAUAGCCCCAACGGCCUCAUCUUCAACGACCACGAGCUCCUCGCCGUGGUAUAUGGCCGACGGGCAGAUAAAUCCGACUUUUUCGCUGCAAACUUUGAUAGAGAGGCGACAUUCAACUGCAAAAACUACCAAGACCACGUAGCGAGAAAAAAAGCCAUUGCGACAGCGUAUUCGGAUCCAAAUCUCCGUCUGCUCGAACCGAGCUUGAAUCAGCUCCUGAAGCGCUGGCUGGAGAGGCUGCAAGAGGGCACGGCUCAAGAGGGAAGCGUGGACCUCUACGAGCGCGUAGGUUGGCUGGCAAGUGAUGCGGUGACUCUCUUGAUCACUGGCAAGGCGCUCGGGUUCAUCGAGUCCGCGUCGGACGUACGAAACCUGCUCUACUGCAAGGACAACACGUUCCACUGGAUCAAGUUCCUCGCCAUCACGGAGACGCUGUCAUGGUAUGUGCGCAACACGUGGAUAGGAAGGAGCUUCGUCAUGGCUCGUCCGACCGACACGACGGGUGUCGGCCCGUUCAUGAGGGAAAGAGAUUGCAUCAUGGCGUCGGCGAUAGGUGAGACUGGAGACUUGAAAAGGGAAGCCUGGGUAGAGGGAAGCCUCUUGAGCUCCCUUCUGCUUGCUCACUUUGCCGGCGACGGCAUGUCGCUCGAGGAAAUCCGCGCCGAGGUCCUCUUUGCUCUGCUCGCCGGGUCGUCCGUCACUCCCCUCAACCUCUGGACCAUCGUCUACCUCAUCGCUACGCAAGCCACAGUCCGGGACAAGCUCAGUCUCGAGCUGGAGCGGGCGGAGCUGUCCGGCGCGAUCCCGUCCAAGGCCCACGUCGUCUCUAGCGAGCAGGCCCAGAACCUCGCCUACCUGCGCGCCUGCAUCCGGGAGGCGUUGCGCUUCGCCCCGACCGUCUCGCAGCUCCCGCGGCUGGCCCCCCGGGACACGGGGCUGGAGCUACACGGCGAGCACGUGCCCCCCGGCUACUCCGUCUCGACGAGCCCAUGGGUGCUUGGGCGCAGCGAGAGGCUGUACGGCCCGGACGCGCACGUGUACCGACCGGAGCGCUGGCUGGAGGCCGCGGAGGAGCAGCUGCGGUACUGGGACAGGAACAGCUUUCACUUUGGCUACGGUGGCAGGAAGUGCGCGGCGAGACGGUUUGCGCUGGCUCAGCUGCACAAGAGCGUCGCAGAGGUAAGAAGCGAAUGGCGAUGUGAGCGCAGAUAG
Cordyceps fumosorosea ARSEF 2679 is the source of this 1263-nucleotide messenger RNA. RefSeq names its product Cytochrome P450. The transcript has 5 exons. Bases 1 to 1263 code for a protein of 420 amino acids. Lineage: Eukaryota; Fungi; Ascomycota; Sordariomycetes; Hypocreales; Cordycipitaceae. Gene Ontology annotation, molecular function: heme binding; oxidoreductase activity, acting on paired donors, with incorporation or reduction of molecular oxygen; monooxygenase activity. The record is from RefSeq and is a predicted model, not a curated record.